Messenger RNA from Prionailurus viverrinus (fishing cat), 2542 nucleotides. It is a transcript of the gene SAMD8, whose product is annotated as sterile alpha motif domain containing 8. Gene Ontology annotation, cellular component: endoplasmic reticulum membrane; Golgi membrane. Lineage: Eukaryota; Metazoa; Chordata; Mammalia; Carnivora; Felidae. Gene Ontology annotation, molecular function: sphingomyelin synthase activity; protein binding; ceramide cholinephosphotransferase activity. The record is from RefSeq and is a predicted model, not a curated record. The transcript has 8 exons. Gene Ontology annotation, biological process: ceramide biosynthetic process. The coding region runs from base 231 to 1478 and encodes 415 amino acids.
CCCCCGCCGCUCGAGGAGCUUCACUCCGGCGAGGCCCGGAGGGCCCGUGAUUCCGACAGCGGCUCAGACGCCGACUCGGAGUUGGGUCGGGGGAGCCCGACCCGGACCGCAGAGGUAAGACAUUCUAUCUAGUAGGAGGUGAGAACCACGAAUUCUGCUAAUUUCAAAUCUUACUAAAAAUCAUUGAGGCCAGGAUCUGUUUCAUAUUUAUCUAGGCAGUGGAAAAGGAAAUGGCUGUUCCUAAUCACCUCUGCAUUCGCCGCUGGACUACCAAGCAUGUAGCUGUUUGGCUGAAGGAUGAAGGCUUUUUUGAAUAUGUGGACAUUUUAUGUAAUAAGCACCGACUUGAUGGAAUCACAUUGCUAACAUUGACUGAAUAUGAUCUCCGGUCUCCUCCUCUGGAAAUCAAAAUCUUAGGGGACAUUAAAAGGUUAAUGCUCUCAGUCCGAAAAUUGCAGAAAAUACAUAUUGAUGUUUUAGAAGAAAUGGGAUACAACAGUGACAGUCCCAUGGGUUCCAUGACACCUUUCAUCAGUGCUCUUCACAGCGCAGAGUGGCUCUGUAAUGGAGAGCCUUCACAUGACUGUGAUGGACCAAUCACUGAUUUGAAUUCUGAUCAGUACCAGUACAUGAAUGGUAAAAACAAACAUUCUAUUCGAAGAUUGGACCCAGAGUAUUGGAAGACCAUAUUGAGUUGUAUAUAUGUUUUUAUAGUAUUUGGGUUUACAUCUUUCAUUAUGGUUAUAGUCCACGAGCGAGUGCCUGAUAUGCAGACCUAUCCACCACUCCCAGAUAUAUUCUUAGACAGUGUUCCUAGAAUCCCAUGGGCCUUUGCCAUGACAGAAGUAUGUGGCAUGAUUUUGUGCUAUAUUUGGCUCCUGGUUCUUCUUCUCCACAAACACAGGUCAAUACUUCUUCGAAGGCUCUGUAGUCUGAUGGGUACUGUGUUCUUGCUUCGCUGCUUUACCAUGUUUGUGACCUCCCUCUCCGUGCCAGGACAGCACCUGCAGUGUACUGGAAAGGUAUAUGGCAGUGUAUGGGAGAAACUGCGCCGGGCCUUUGCCAUUUGGAGUGGCUUUGGUAUGACCCUAACUGGUGUUCACACUUGCGGAGAUUACAUGUUCAGUGGUCACACAGUCGUCCUAACUAUGCUGAAUUUCUUUGUCACUGAAUAUACACCAAGAAGCUGGAAUUUCUUGCACACUUUAUCCUGGGUUCUCAACCUCUUUGGAAUCUUCUUCAUUUUGGCUGCCCAUGAACAUUAUUCCAUUGAUGUGUUUAUUGCCUUUUAUAUCACGACAAGACUCUUUUUGUACUACCAUACUCUAGCCAAUACCAGAGCAUAUCAGCAGAGUAGGAGAGCAAGAAUUUGGUUUCCCAUGUUUUCUUUUUUUGAAUGCAAUGUUAAUGGUACAGUACCUAAUGAAUAUUGUUGGCCAUUUUCAAAACCAGCAAUAAUGAAAAGAUUAAUUGGAUAAAGACUACCUUUGUAAUGGGUUCUUGAUUAAAUAUAUAGUAGUUGUCGAAAGUGAGUAACUUUGCUUUCUCCCCCUAGGUUGUUCCUGGAUGCCUUGCUUUUGGGCUUAUAUGUUGACAAAGUAAAGUUCAUAUUCUGAGCAAGGCUAUGAUUAUAGAAAUCAAGAAAGAACAAUCAAGAGUCCUUACAUAUCUGUUUGAAUAGGAAGCUUAAGUUUAAGUAGAUGUUUCCUGACCCUUCUUUUUCAACAAACUUAAUGUUGUGAUUGAAGUCAGAUUGUUACCUUUACCUGUUGAGUACUGGCUUGUUGAACUUAAGCAAUUUGCUGGUUGAAAGUGGUUUUGUUUGUUUGUUUGUUUGUUUGUUUGUAAUUUCAUUAGGACUCUAGUCAAGAAAUAAUUUUUUUAAGCUCCUUAAUAUCUUCAAGGGAAAAACCCCUACCAAGUGAGCAGUAUUUGUUCUUUGAACUGAUCUCUGUAUUCUUGAAAAUUGCAACUCUAGAAAGUAAUCUGUAUUACUAACAAAUAAUUUUUGCCUCCUGAACCAUCUUUAAGAAAAGUAUCCUGAACAUACCAGGAUGCCUGAAACAAGAAGAAAAUGAAAGGGGCUAUCCACGAGGUAACUGAGUACAAAUAUGGUACUGGCAUUUUUCACCAAAGAUAAAACACAAGAUGCAGUUCCUAUUUUGUUCUGAGGGCUCAGUAUGACCAUCAGUCAGUAUUUUUGAGGGAAAAGUGGCUGCAUCCAUAAAAAUCAAAUUGGCUUAAUUUUAGUGAGGUAGGUACCUGGAACAACUUUGUGCUGUAGUUGUUAGUUAGACUUAUGACAACCCAAUUUUAUGCUAUUUAAUGAUGUUAUUUAAUGAGUAAAAUAGUGGAGUGUUUUACCAAAUGUUAGAUAAAGUUCUGAUGUCUUUAAGUAGGGAGGUUUGCAUGCAAAGAAUAUUUUUUCUAUUUCUGAAAAGAAAUGAUAACAGGUUGCAGGCAUUAUACAAUUAUUUGGUUUAAUAUUUGUCAUUCUUGGCCAUCAGAAGUAAACAGUCUCAAAUAUAUUUGGAUAUAAAAA